AUGUAUACUGUUGCAUACAAUUUCUUGGACGUGAUUCUUGAAACAACCAACCCUCAACUUAGGUCGCUUCUGAACCUGAUAGAACUAUUUUUCGGUAGUGGAGAAGAGUCCACAGCUCGCAGGCGCAAUUUACAGACAAAAGCUGGAAUGACAUCUGCUGGAGAGAGCGUAACGGAAAUCCUUCGUCGUUUACAGAGCGAAAGGGAAAGCCUUCUUCGUUUGGUUCAGUUUGUUGAUUAUCUUAUUCAUUAUAUCUCUUCUGCCUUGAUUAGGAGGCUGAAAGAAACAGAAGCACACUUAUCCAAUCAAUUGGACGUGAAUAUAAAAGGCACCUCUCUUCGUUGUCGAGAAGACGAAAUCUCCUCUCCGUUAAGCAACGUCAUGAUGUCAUGGACAAGUUACUGUGGCCAUAAAAGCUGCUAUGGUGGGACAGGCAGAGCUAAAGACCACAAGCUGUUGCAGAUGACUUGA
Molecule: messenger RNA, 471 nt
Organism: Sphenostylis stenocarpa
Lineage: Eukaryota; Viridiplantae; Streptophyta; Magnoliopsida; Fabales; Fabaceae
Source: the annotation of a GenBank genome assembly